UUUGCUCGGUGCGGCUGCGCACGGCUCGGCUCUGGCAGUUCCUCCGGGGGAGCUUGGCAGGCGCUGGGGAGUCUCCGGAGCUGACCGGGCCCGGGGCAGAUGAUGGACGGCUCUUUUGUCCAGCACAGUGUGCGGGUGCUACAGGAGCUCAACAAACAGCGGGAGAAGGGGCAGUACUGCGACGCCACCCUGGACGUGGGCGGCCUCGUGUUCAAGGCCCACUGGAGCGUCCUGGCCUGCUGCAGCCACUUCUUCCAAAGCCUCUAUGGGGAUGGCACGGUGGGCAGCGUCAGCCUCCCUGCUGGCUUUGCGGAGAUCUUUGGCCUCUUGCUGGACUUUUUCUACACUGGCCACCUUGCCCUCACCCCAGGAAACCUGGAUAAGGUGCUCCUGGCAGCGAGGGAGCUUCGGGUACCUGAGGUUGUGGAGUUAUGCCAAAGCUUCAAGGCUCAGGACUUGGUGGGGCAGGAGCUGGCCAGCCUAGAGACAUCCAUCUCUGAGGAUGUGAAUGGUCACCUCAAGCGGCCACCUGACUCUGAAGAGGAAGACAUGGCCAGGGCUUUCUACACGGGCAUCAGUGCUCCGCAGCCCUGCUCUCCCCAGAGCCCUCCCAGGGCCAAGCCCAGUCCCCCUAGGCAGAGGGAGAGUCCCUCCUCUCCCCAUGAGAGACUCCAGCAAGCUCUGAAGCCCAGCACCCUAACCAGUCCCGGGGACACGGAUUCUCAAGACUGUAAAGACCCCCAGAGACCCUUGAAGGCAGGAGGGGUCCUGCUUCAGGCUGGUAGUAAUGAGUGGGAAGUAGUGGUCCAGGUUGAGGAUGAUGCAGAUGGAGAUGACAUUUCUGAAACAGAGACUGUGCGGACCACAAGGAAGUCAGACACAGCCCCAAAGCCUGGUGCUCUGGAGCCUGCCCUGAGCCUGGGGCCCCCAGUUGCCGAGCCCCCUGGGAACAGAAAAGGUACAGCUGUGCCGGUUGAAUGCCCCACAUGUCAUAAAAAGUUCCUCAGCAAAUAUUACCUAAAAGUCCACAACAGGAAACACACUGGGGAGAAGCCUUUUGAAUGCCCCAAAUGUGGGAAAUGCUACUUUAGGAAAGAGAAUCUCCUGGAGCACGAAGCACGGAAUUGCCUGAACCGCUCAGAGCAGGUAUUUACUUGUUCUGUGUGCCAGGAGACAUUCCGGCGGAGGAUGGAGUUGCGUGUUCACAUGGUGUCCCACACUGGGGAAAUGCCCUACAAGUGCUCAUCCUGCUCACAACAAUUCAUGCAGAAGAAGGACUUGCAGAGCCACAUGAUCAAGCUGCACGGGGCCCCCAAGCCCCACGCGUGUCCCACCUGCGCCAAAUGCUUCCUGUCUCGAACAGAGCUUCAGUUACAUGAAGCCUUCAAGCAUCGAGGAGAGAAGCUCUUUGUAUGUGAGGAGUGUGGGCACCGGGCCUCCAGCCGCAACGGCCUCCAGAUGCAUAUUAAGGCGAAGCACAGGAACGAGCGGCCAUACGUCUGUGAAUUCUGCAGCCACGCUUUCACGCAGAAGGCCAAUCUGAACAUGCACCUGCGUACACACACUGGGGAAAAGCCCUUCCAGUGUCACCUUUGUGGCAAAACCUUCCGCACACAAGCCAGCCUGGACAAGCACCAUCGGACGCACACUGGCGAGCGGCCCUUUAGCUGUGAGUUCUGUGAGCAGCGCUUCACAGAGAAGGGGCCGCUGCUGAGACACGUCGCCAGCCGUCACCAGGAAGGCCGGCCCCACUUCUGCCAGAUCUGUGGGAAAACCUUCAAAGCCGUGGAACAGCUGCGAGUGCAUGUGCGGAGACACAAGGGUGUGAGGAAGUUUGAAUGCACCGAGUGUGGCUACAAAUUCACCCGCCAGGCGCACCUGCGCCGCCACAUGGAGAUCCAUGACCGAGUAGAAAACUACAAUCCCCGUCAGAGGAAGCUGCGGAACCUGGUCAUUGAGGACGAGAAGAUGGUCGUGGUGGCCCUGCAGCCUCCCCCAGAGCUGGAGAUGGGCUCCGCCGAGGUGAUCGUGGAGUCGCUGACACAAGGCGCACUGGCUUCCCAGCUCCCUGGCCAGAGACUUUGUACAGAGGAGAAUUUUUCUAGCACAGAUGUCAUUGAGCAGUCGCUCAUUAUCACUGCCACCAUCCCAGAAGACUGUGACACAUAAGAGCCCCACCCCUGACCCCUCCCCCAAUAAAGGUGUCACUUUGGACUCA
This is a messenger RNA of Vombatus ursinus (common wombat), 2218 nucleotides long. It is a transcript of the gene ZBTB48, whose product is annotated as zinc finger and BTB domain containing 48. Gene Ontology annotation, biological process: regulation of transcription by RNA polymerase II. Lineage: Eukaryota; Metazoa; Chordata; Mammalia; Diprotodontia; Vombatidae. Gene Ontology annotation, molecular function: DNA-binding transcription factor activity, RNA polymerase II-specific; protein binding; RNA polymerase II cis-regulatory region sequence-specific DNA binding. The coding region runs from base 100 to 2169 and encodes 689 amino acids. Gene Ontology annotation, cellular component: nucleus. The record is from RefSeq and is a predicted model, not a curated record. The transcript has 11 exons.